AUGGAGUUCACUACCACCGGAAUGUUGAACGAAGAUGGCAUCCACCUUGACAUGGAAAGAUUAAAGAAGGGCGAGGUCAACCUCGGAACCUCGAUUAUGGCAGUCACAUUCAAGGACGGUGUUAUUCUCGGUGCCGACUCCAGGACAACGACGGGCGCGUACAUUGCCAACCGUGUUACCGACAAGCUCACACAAGUCCACGACACCAUCUGGUGCUGCCGGUCAGGCUCCGCGGCCGAUACCCAGGCCGUCGCCGAUAUUGUCCAGUACCAGUUGGGCAUGUACGCCAUGCGCAACGGAAAGCCCCCAAUGACGCAAACCGCUGCCGCUAUCUUUCAAGAGGUCUGCUAUGCCAACAAGGACCGCUUGACCGCUGGCCUCAUCAUUGCCGGCUGGGACGAGCGACACGGUGGCCAGGUCUACUCGAUCCCCCUCGGUGGCUCCCUACACAAGCAGUCGUACGCCAUCGGCGGCUCGGGUUCGACCUACAUUUACGGAUACUGCGACGAGCACUGGAGGGAGGGCAUGGAGGAGCAGGACGCGGUCGAUUUCGUCAAGGGGUCGCUCAAGGAGGCCAUCAAGUGGGACGGAAGUUCCGGCGGUGUCAUCCGCAUGGUCGUUCUGACUGCCAAGGGCGCCCAGAGGCAUCUGUACCUCCCCGACGAGGACUACACGGUGAAGCACUAG
Colletotrichum graminicola M1.001 is the source of this 687-nucleotide messenger RNA. RefSeq names its product proteasome A-type and B-type. NCBI's taxonomy places the organism in Eukaryota, Fungi, Ascomycota, Sordariomycetes, Glomerellales, Glomerellaceae. Gene Ontology annotation, molecular function: threonine-type endopeptidase activity. Gene Ontology annotation, cellular component: proteasome core complex. The transcript has 6 exons. The record is from RefSeq and is a predicted model, not a curated record. The coding region runs from base 1 to 687 and encodes 228 amino acids.